AUGGCCUCGCGCGACAACAACGGCUGGCUCGGCGACAAUGGGGAAGGGGACCUCACCGAGCGAUUCGAGCUUGUGCAGCAAGUUCGAGACACAAUACUCAACCGCGAUUACAUCAAAGAGGAGGAGGACAAGAUCAAAAUCCUUGAGACAAAAGAGGUGUGGGCGCACCUCAUGGUCCUGCCCUUGCCUCGUCUCCGAACCUUCUUGGCCGAGGUACAGAACAACGACAACCUGGUCUACACUCUCAAUGUUUCAUUCCCCGCAAUGAAUGCCCUUAUCUUGCUAUUCCGAGGCCCGGCGGCAGAAUGGGUCAAGACGGGUACUAUUUCGCGAAGCAAUGCUGAGCGAAUUGCGACUGCCCAGAGAGACCUCGGGCUUUGCGCCUUUACGGGCCACCUACUCGGUGAAAAGUGUCACAUCCUACCGUUCUGGACUCUAAAUAGGCCUCGCUGCUCCCAGGCACUUGACGCUGCAUCCGCAGUAUUCGGAAGGGAACGAAUCCAAAUGCUUCGCAAGAAGCUCGUCAACCCCAACACCAACAUUGUCGAUACGUCCCGAAAUAUGAUCACGUUGCACCCUAUGCUUCACAAGUUUUGGGACCAUGGACUUUUUGGUUUAGAGCCCGUCACUCUCUUGUACGAAGAGGACAAGAAGGAAGAACCCGCCAUUGCGGGUCCCUCGACUCCCUCAAAGGUCGCUGGCGAGAGACCCAAUGAGGAGAGUGGGGCGCCGGGUUCCUCAAGGUCUGCGAGAUCUGGUACCAAAAGAGGCGGCGAUAGUUCCCAGAUCACGCCUUCCAAGAAGUCCAAGACAACCAGCGAGGGCAAGGCCAAGGGCAAGGGCAAGGAGAGGGAUGUGGAGCUGCCGCAGGAAACCAAGCCUACCAAGGAAGACGGCGAGCGCGCAAGGAAGGCGAUCGGUAUUCGAAUUCGACUCCACUGGCUACAAAGAACGAUGGGCUUGACGCCGGACAAUCUUCCAACGAACCUGGCUGAGCUAUGGCGGACUUUGAGCCCGUGGGACGACGACUACGUUGUUCACGACAAGGAUGCCCGACCAGUCGACGACGGCCAAAUCAUCGACAUUUUUGACACAGCAGACGCCAAAGCCCCCGAUUUCGAUAUCCUGCAAUUGCAGUUUGACGUUUUUCGUAUGCAAGCGUUAUCGGGCAGAGCUGACCCCAUUAUCUAUACCCCCGAUUGGUACUACGAUGACGAUGGGGAAAUUGUUUCAGAUCCCUCGCCAGGAAAAGAAGAGGCUGUCCGGCAACAUGAGGCUCGGGAGGCUAUGCAGGCUUAG
This is a messenger RNA of Colletotrichum paranaense, 1299 nucleotides long. RefSeq lists its product as uncharacterized. The record is from RefSeq and is a predicted model, not a curated record. NCBI's taxonomy places the organism in Eukaryota, Fungi, Ascomycota, Sordariomycetes, Glomerellales, Glomerellaceae. The transcript is spliced from 3 exons. Bases 1 to 1299 code for a protein of 432 amino acids.